Messenger RNA from Didymodactylos carnosus, 2134 nucleotides. The record is from the annotation of a GenBank genome assembly. NCBI's taxonomy places the organism in Eukaryota, Metazoa, Rotifera, Eurotatoria, Philodinida, Philodinidae.
AUGUUACCACCAAUACGUCUUAACAUUAGAUUUACAAAUGAUGUUAUGAAUGUAGUGAGAAGAUCGCAUGAAUUACAAGAAGCAUACCGUACUGGACCCACACAUGUGAGAUUUACCAGUGUAUUUUUACAAUGUAACCAAAAUCCUUUAUAUUUGGCAUUAAGCGCAGAGUCAAUUGGUCAAGAGUUUCCCGUUUCUAGUAGAAGCUUUAGUCAUUACCUAUAUCUAAUGGAAGUUUACGAUAAUUACAAUAAAAAUGAUGUACCUUCACCUAUAAUAAGUUCUGGAGUAAUUCCACACCCGAAUGAAAUCAAUGUUGACGUCUACACACAUGUAAAUAGGGAUUAUGUUAUUUCUGAUUUAAGAAGCAGUUUUUCAUCUACUCGUAUUAGAAUGUUCGAUAAUUUAGCCUUGUUGUUUGUUGAGUCGAUUAGAUUAAGCGGAGUUCGUGAUGUAGUUCAAAAUGCUAUUAAUGUAUAUCCUCAUGUAAUUAACUUUAGAGAAUAUUCAGUUCUUAUAAAUGAUUGGGAAUCCUUGACUAGGAGACUCUAUUCGCAUAUUCGAAAUGCUGAAUCUGGUGAUCCGGAUCCUGACUGGCAAUAUAAUCCUACUUAUUUUAAUGUUAGAGUUUAUCAAGCAAGAGAAAGAGGAUUUGAUGCUUAUACCUUGCAAACAUUUGAUUUUAGCCAAAUUUCACAAAUUGUUAGCUCUGAAUGUUGUCAUUUUUAUAAUUGGAACUGUUGUUGUCGAAGGAGAGAUGAUACCAUUGUGGAAAUACCACAUCUUUUUGGUUUUAAUGAUUGUAUAGAUCAUAGAAGUUGCGAUACAGGUUGGUAUAAAGGAUGGAAAUGCGAUGCAAACGAGUCAUAAGAUAUAUGACAGGAAUUUUUUAAAAAUAUUUUAUUACUGAAUUAUUUAAACGAGUUAUUGCAGUGCAAUUUAGGAAUUUUCCCGAUCCUUGAAUACAACAUUCCAUCCCUUCCAAAUAUGCAAACAAUAUUAAUUAUUUCAUCACCUAUUGCAGAAUCGUUAAACAUAAUAAUAAUUGUUAUAAAAUAAUAUUAUGAAUUUAUUUCUUUUUAUCGGCACAAAAAAGAUAUUAUUCAAUUAUUUUCUAAUUUAAUAGAAUUCUUUAAGUUAAUGUUAAAAAUGCGGUGAAUCUUUGGGUCUCCAGAAAUAUAUGUAAUCAAAACUGAAUACUUUCAAUUUUUUAUUAGUGCAUCGAAAUGUACAAAGUUCGGUUAAAAGAAAAACAUCUAAGAUGUUCUACUUCGAUGGCAUAAACCACUUAUUCACAACGUCUCUCUUAAGAAAAUAUGGUCAUCUUGGUCAAAGCCAUAUUAUUAAGAGCCAUUGUCUGAUAUGUUCAGACAGAGCUAUAUACUGAUGUCAACCGGUUUGGCUGAAAUUUUCACCAUACCUUCUAUAUAUCAGUACUAGGUUACGAAAAAAAUUUUAGCCCUGAAAACUGUUUCCUUGAGGAGUUAUAGCCUUCUCAAGUAAUAGCGGUCGGCGAUUGUUUCAACUAAUUGAUAAAAAUAAACUACAAUUAAAACUGAAUAAAAAAGUUUUGACGGAUGCUCCUUAUUGAGAGUUUUUGUCCAACUCGAAGCAGAGCUGAAAUUUUAAUCAUAAGACCUGCAAAGAGGAGCAAAGACUACAGCAGAAAUUUUUAUUGAUUAAGUGUUUUUUUAUUCAAAAAACAACUAUGGCAUAGAUAUAGAAUUUGCAAUUUUUGAAAAGGUUCUUUCGUUCUAAGAAGAGAAAACCAGAAAGCUUUGAAAAUAACGUUAAAUCAGAGGUGAUAGAGAAUGCUGCUUCCCUCAAAAUGAAGAUGUCCAAGUGUCGUUGUGAUCUACAUAGAAGAAGCAGCUCUAAGGGCUUGUUCUGGUAGUUCUUAAAGUUUGAUAAACGAAAAUUUACUCGAAUGACUGAUAAACAUAAUUGGUAUCUAGUAGAUAUCUACUACGGAUAUUAACUACUAAUCAAACAGCAAUGAAUAAUCAAAUACACGGUGUAACAUAACCUUUUUCUCCCCCCCUACACGACCUAAAGGACAGAUAAUAUCAGAAAGUAUUUAUACCAGGUUAAAGCCCAUCAAAAACUAGAUUUAUGAGUGUAAUUGAUAUUCCGU